AUGAGAUUCACAUUUGUACUAUUGUGUAGUAUCGCGUUCUCUGGACUCGUUUCAGGAAAAGAAUAUUAUUCAGAUACAUAUAAUGUAGAUGUGGAUGCGAUUAUUAACAGCGAUCGUCUUUUAAAUCAGUAUGUGAAUUGCUUUCUCGAUAAAGGUCCCUGCACCGCUGAUGGACGCAGUCUUAAAAAUAUUCUCCCGGAUAUGAUACUCACAUCUUGCGAAAAAUGUACCGAAAAGCAGAAAUACGCAACAAGAAAAAUAAUCAGUCAUUUGAAAGAACACAAACCAAAUAUUUGGACAGAGUUCCUCGAAAUGUAUGAUCCUGACAAAGAGCGUAUGGCAUCUCUCGAGCAAUUUUUGGUAGAAGAUCAAAUGAAGGGUUAAUCUCUUUCU
This is a messenger RNA of Trachymyrmex cornetzi, 393 nucleotides long. RefSeq names its product ejaculatory bulb-specific protein 3. The coding region runs from base 1 to 384 and encodes 127 amino acids. Lineage: Eukaryota; Metazoa; Arthropoda; Insecta; Hymenoptera; Formicidae. The record is from RefSeq and is a predicted model, not a curated record. The transcript is spliced from 2 exons.